Messenger RNA from Brienomyrus brachyistius, 8536 nucleotides. RefSeq names its product UHRF1 binding protein 1 (gene bltp3a). NCBI's taxonomy places the organism in Eukaryota, Metazoa, Chordata, Actinopteri, Osteoglossiformes, Mormyridae. The record is from RefSeq and is a predicted model, not a curated record. The coding region runs from base 156 to 4250 and encodes 1364 amino acids. The transcript is spliced from 21 exons.
CCGCGCCGCUCGCUGAGGCUUGUGGGAUAGUGGAGGAGUGAGCUGCUAGUGCUCUGAACGCCGUGUUUUUGAAGAUGAUGGGCGGCGGGGCUGGUCGCAAUAACAGCGGAGGGUACAUGUAAAGAAAGCCUCCGGCUCCGGCACCCAGCGCAGUCAUGGCGGGAAUCAUCAAGAAGCAGAUCCUCAAGCAUUUGUCUCGGUUCACGAAGAACCUGUCUCCCGAUAAGAUCAACCUGAGCACUCUGAAGGGGGAGGGCCAGCUCUCCAACCUCGAGCUGGAUGAGGAGGUUCUGCAGAACAUGCUGGACUUGCCCACCUGGCUGGCCGUAACCCGCGUCUACUGCAACAAGGCUGCCAUCCGGAUCCAGUGGACGAAGCUGAAGACCAACCCCAUAUGCCUGUUUCUGGACAAGGUGGAGGUGGAGAUGAGGACCUGCGAGGAGCCACGCCCUCCCAAUGGCCCCUCCCCCAUCGCCAUCACCGCAGGGCAAAGCGAGUACGGCUUUGCCGAGAAGGUGGUAGAGGGCAUGUCCGUGGUGAUCAACUCCAUCACCAUCAAGGUGCAGGCUCGCGCCUUCCACGCCUCCUUCGAGCUCUGGCAGCUGCAGGGCACCAGCCUCAACCCUAAGUGGCAGCGCAGUGACCUCCGCUACACCCGCAUUACCGACCCCAGGAGGGGAGAGGUGCUGACCUUCAAGGAGAUUAAUUGGCAGAGCCUGCGCAUCGAAGCGGAUGCCAUGGAGAGCCAGGAGCAGGACCUGGGCAGCACGCCGCUGCGGCUCAUCACUAACCAGGGCCGUAUCCGCAUCGCACUUAAGCGGAGGGUUAAGGACUGCAACGUGUUGGCAUCCAAGCUGCACUUCAUCCUGGACGACCUACUGUGGGUGCUGACAGACUCUCAGCUCAAAGCUGUGAUCCACUAUGCCAAGUCCCUGAGCGAGGCUAUGGACAAGUCAGCCCAGCAGAGGAAGAGCAUGGCUGGGGAGUCGCUGCAGACCGCACCCCCGUCACCGGUUGCCCACUCGUCCUGGGCUGAGCCCGCGCCCCCUCCCAGCGGUGCCCCCAGCAACCUAAGCCAGUAUUUUGAGCUCCAUGACGUGAAGGAGUCUUCCUACCACACCUACAUUUCCCGCCUGGACCUGCACAUCUGCAACGACAGCUCCACGCAGAGCUCGGAUGAGACACAGCCGCCGGGACCCCAAGGAUCCAUGCAGCUGACAUUCCGCAAGCUGGGUUUUGAUUACUACCCCUUCCACCGGCCCGUGGAUGGCAGCCGUCACUGGGAGCGUCACUGCGGUGCCAUGGAGACGCAAUCCCAAUGGGCCGACGGACUGCUGCAGGAGUUCCAUAGGAGGCUGGAGACCUCGGGCUUCCCUGGGGCGCACUCGGAGUCUCUCCCCAUUAGGAGAACCCAGGAGGGUGAACCCAGCCCCAAAUCCAGCCCCCCCGAGCGAGGACAUGGCGCCCGCCACGGAUCGAGCCCCUGGAAGAGGCUGCGCUCCAGCUGCGUGGUUGUGCGUGUUGAUGACCUGGACGUCCACCAGGUGUCCACUGGAGGGCGCCACAGUAAGAAGACUCAGUCGUUCUUGUCCUGCAAUCGGAAGGUCCUGCACCUGGAUGACAGUGUACCCGCCUUUUACGGACAGUUCACUGAAUACUACUUUCCCGAGAGCCCUGGGCUGCCUGUACCCUGCUCUAGCCUGUUCGCUCAGCUAAAUGGCGUGCAGCUCUGUGUGGACCCGGCCAGUGUGCUGUGGAUGAACCUUUUCUCCCAGGGCCUGCUGUCCACGCUGGAGCAGGUAAAGGCCUUUUACCACCUACAGGACAGCGGCAAGGGGGAGGAGCAUGUGGAUGCCAGGAUGGACGCUGCCCAGCUCAAGGUGAUCAUUCCCCUGGAGACCUCCAUCCUGGACCACCCCGACCGCCCCCAAUCCCUGAGCAUAAACUUCUCCCACUUGGUGCUGAGCAACACGCGCCACUCCAUCCACGGGUCCCGAGCCGACCUGCACGCCACCUACCGUUCUUUCUCCUCCUGCCCCUUCUUUCAGCCCCCACCUCCCUGUCCCUUUCCACGGGACCGGAGUACCUUCCACCCCCUGCCCCCCACUUUCCUCCGCCACUCCGCAGACACUGGGCCACUCCUUGUGGAGCCCAAGCCGGCUCGAUCCCGAGACAUCUGGGCUGUCAGCUUGUCCCAGUUGGCUCUGAGCUUCGAGGGGUCCCGCCGGGGCCUCAAGGGGAAGCCGCUGCCCUUCCUGGAGCCCUUCUCCAUGUCCAUCUGGAUGUGCCGUCCCUCUGCCUUUGAGAACGACCCACCUCGAUCUCUGCCCUUCACCAACUACAAUCUCAGACCGUCAGACAGCUACAACCAUUCCUCAGAGGUGCUGGGGCACCCCCCAAAAUCGCAGACAGACUGCAAUCUGCUCCAGGUGGAUGAGGCCAGGGCGGAGUUGCCUUUGGCCUCGGUCCACAUCCUAGCUCAGGCCACAUCUCCCAUCAAGCUGUGGCUCAACCACUACCAGUACAUUGCACUGCUGCGCAUGAAGGACACCCUGGGCAGGCUGGGGGCAGAGCUGUCUCGGGAUGCCUUGAGGGUCGGCGAUAAGAAGGCGGAGUCUCUGACGGUGUGUGUCGCGGUCCUGAUGGAAGUCAUUGAGGUGGGACUGCUGCUCCCACCUGUCAUUAGGGAGUCUCAGGCGGAGCCGCCAUCCCCCGAGGAGACCGAGAGUCCCAGCCUCACGGACUCGGAGCCCUCUCCAUCCCAGACACCGCAUAUGGAGAUUCUGGAGGACAGUGGCAUUGGCAAUGGCCCAGCGGCUCCCGGAAGGGAUGUGGAUGGCCCGGUAGAGGAGGCGUGUGAGGCUCUGGAGGAGGUAGGGGAGGAGAAGGAGGAGUGCCAGGUGGUGCAGGACCUCUCCUCUCCUUCGUUCUCGCCUGGACACCAGCCGUCGCUCUCCCGGAAGGGUUCUUCCUUCAGCCUGGAAGGGGAGCUCUCCAGCGCACUGAGUGCCACCAAGGAUGCCACUAGGGAUGCACUGAGCGCCUCACUGGACCUCACCAAGGGGGCUUUCUCCAUCACCAAGGACGCCUUCAGCUUACUGAGCCGAAGCUCGGCCGUCAGCAAGAUGCUCUUCACCCCGCAGAUGAAGGACCAGAACCAACGUAGCGAGGAGACCUCCUUCUCCAUCCCUGGGGCUCUUCGUCUCACACCCAUACGGCAGUCCCCCUCCCAGCAUUCCUUGGACAGCGCCAUCCUGGAUGGCAGCUUGCCCGAAGAUCGGUUCUCUCUGGACAGUGACACCAGCGAGAACCUCACCGUCCACAUGGAUUCCGAGUCCGGCUUGGAGUCCAUGCGCCCGGAAAGUAUCUCCGGUCCUCCCACUGACCCAGCCUACCGCGGAAAUGCCACGCCUGGGAAUGAGGGGGGAUCCUCCGCUGAGCUGAGCAGCUCGCUGUCACAGAGCACCGAAGACAUUGGCCAAGACACGGCCGCCGUGCUGCUACUGCAGCUGUCUUCCUUUGGCUGCACCAUGGACAUGAAGGGUGAUGACCUGGUGGUGGCGCUGGAGGCACAGACCCUCACGACCCAGCAGCUAGGCAACCAGAAGCUCUCCGAGUUGCUGGCAGGUCUUACCCGUCACCAACCCUCAGCCCCAGUGCCAACUUCCCCUGCCGCCAGUGCUGCCCCUGUGGUCCGUGCGCGAAUGGAGCUGGGCCCAAGCGCGAGCCGCCACUCGCCCCUGGCUGAGUCUGCCGGCUUUCUGGAGAUGCGUGUGGCCGACUGCCGGGCUGAGCUGCUGGCUUCCACGUUGUCCACGCUCGGGCCGUUCCUGGAGGACGAGCUCAGCGCUGACAUCCAGCCCAUGCGACUGCACCUAGAUAACGCCACCAUCACGCUCAAGGACGACGGGCCACAGAUAUACCCCACAUCCCCCCAGCCGAUGCCUGUGGUCUUCAAGCUGAAUGGGGUGGUCCUGGAACGAUUUGACGACGGGGUCUUCUGUCUGAGAGCCGGUGGGACCGACAUGGAGAAAUCCCCCGCAGAGGGUGUUGCUACAGGCCAGACCGAGGCGUGCUGCCGGCUGUCAGACUGCUCUCCGUCUGUCCAACAGCAGGAGAACCAUGAGGUGCAGAGCACCCCCCUUGAGAUCCAGCUCCAAGUAGCUCAGGCUGCUCUCACCCAGGCUGUCUCCGAACGUCAGCGCCUCCUUCAAGAAGUUCACAAGUACGACCCCUUGUUUAACCUCUGAAGCUCCACACCUGCAACCAGCAGAGGGCACAGUCCCUCACCAUCUGGGAUGGAACAGUGCACUGCGGAGGCUUGUCUGAAAGCAGCACCGCACAGACAUGGUAGCGUGAGGCAGAAGGAAAAAUUACCUGGCGUUUCCAAGAGGAAGAGGAGCACGGUGAAUCCAUGCCGGCUUCGGCGGUGUGAGGGCCCGGAUCAUGAGGCACUCAGCUCUGCAGCAAGAUUCUUCCACAGGGCGUGAAUGGUUUACUGUCACACCUUGGUUUCAUUGAGUCCCCUUCCCACAUCUGGCUUGUUCACGUUUGCAUGCCACUAAGAGACCUUUUUUGUUUUUAACGUUUGGUGUUUUCAUCACCGUGAAAACAACACCAUCGACACUACACUCCUCAUUCCAUCAAGAACAUGAAACACAUAAAAAGGCCAUAGUCAGACGAGAGACGAGUGGCCAGUCAGGACUGGCUAAAGACGGUCUUCUGAGGUCACAGGGGAGUGGCCAGAGAAGGUGCCCUGAGGUCACGGGGGAGUGGCUAGUGGUGGUCUCCUGAUGUCAUGGGGAAGUGGCCAAUAAUUUUUGCAAUUUUUCAGCAAACAUGGUACGAAACACUUUCCAAAACUGGACGUUGGUCCACUGCCACUGACCUCCCUUUUGUUUUGAACCCUCUAUUUUCCUCACUUCCUCAGCCGUGUUUCAAGGCCCCUACUAGACCAAGAAUGUAGAUAACCUAGUUUACAGUGGCCGCCAUAGUUUGUAUACACAUCUGCAAGGUGUGGUAGAUGAAUGUCAGAAGUGUAGAUGUGUGCUUUCGGAUCGUGGCUGGGCUGCAGACAUAACAGGCAUGUUUCCGUCUCUGCAGCGAGAGAGAACAAAUACGCAAGUAACAGCCAGAAAGAUGCCGUAGCGUCUCGGCGGAGAUGUGUCAUGUUUACAGUGUUUACAUACCUGGGAGGAUCUCUGGAUUUCCAUUGAAGCUCCCGCGCUCUUCUCCGUGGCUGGGUAGUAGGUGUCCUGCUCGAGGGUCGUCACUGUUGACGCUCGGGCUACCCACUGGCUGUCGGAAUGGCUCGGACAGCACCAGUGCAAGUGAGUUUGUAAUUCUGUGUCUUUUGUGUGUAUCUUCAACUAGAGCUGCUUCAUCAUGGUACUGAUGUUUGGGAGUGGAGAUGUGGUACCGGUACAGGAUGUGUGGCGGGCAGCCAUGCAGUGCUGCUGUGUGUUACACUGACAGUUCCAGUCGAGCCAUUAGGUGACAUAGGCGGCUGCCUAGGGCGCCAUCUUCUGAGGAGGUGCUGAUUUUACUAGUCAGUUUUCGCUUUGUCCCAGAUAGGGGGCGCUGGCGGUAAAGCUUGCCUAAGGUGUCACAUGGCCUCUGACUGGUAGAGCACACUGGAGUAAAUGGAGGUUAUGGUACAUUAUUCUUUAAAUAGGCAAGGUUCUGUCAGUUUGUUUACCUUGCAAAAAUUGCCAAAUGUAAAGUGAAGUGGAGAGAGAGGCUUAGCUGCCGUAAGACGAAACGGGCCCCCUGGUGCCUAAAGGGGGUCACUGCGGCAGACUUUGUCAUUCUGCAGUGGCUCUUAUGUGAUUACUAUUAAGAUGUGAUGGGGACCCUUGUGGGUUCCUAGUUAUUAAUGUAACGGUACAUUCUGGAAUGAGGUCUUUUACACGACGGAGUCUUCCUGGAUGGAGAAAACCUAAAGGAUAUUUUAGAAACUGAGAAAUUUCAUCACUUCAGCUGACACCCCCUAAACAUGCUUUUUGUUUUCUGUGACGUAAGGCAGACCUUGUUUUCAUGUCUUGUUAAACACUACGGGAGGGGGAGUGUCCCCCCCCCCAGCUCCCAGAACACUCUCCCAGUACGUCUCGAGUGCUCUCUUGCCUUUUCUGGUCUGACAGAGUCACCAUGGUGACACACCCAAGCAGUAUUUAGCAGAUCUUAGCCUCCAGGGCACAUGCCGCCCCCAGUCCGCUCUGCUUUCGCCGUUUCCUGUGUUUCCUGUGAAACGUGUUCCAGGGAGGGCGAUAGCUCCCCUCAGGCAAGGGCCGGCUAGGCAGCAUGCCAACCAGGAAGUGAACAAGCCCCAUCUCGCCACGCAGGGCCGAGUGUCAUGCGGAGUUUCUCUCUCGUGUAGUUUCACCUCGGUCUGGAGCAGACUUUCCUCUGAAGCCUUCCGAAUUUGUCACCCCCACACGUGACACUCAUCUUUCGUCUCAUCUGCACCGCCCCCCCCCCCCCGACAAGCCUUUCUGGAAUCUGCCUGCACCCUCAGAGAGAGUUUUUUUCCCCACAGUGUUUUGCCAUUUCUAAUUUUGUUGAUCAUUUCAGCUUAAUCACUAAGGCCGCCAUAUAUGGUAGUUGAUGAGAGUGUUUUGCAUACACCAGAGCCGUGCUUCUCAACUGGUGGGUCACAGAGUGUAUGGUUAAAUUAUUUUACUGCCAGCACGCCCCAACCCCCCUUUGAGAACCAUGGACCUAGAUCAAACCUGACAAAUGAUUUUUGUUGAGUAUUGAAGUAUUCUAUCGGUAUUGUGAUUAGGGUUUGUCCUUAAUCAUUACGCACAAACAUUUGCCAACAAAUGAACAAAAAAAAAAAAAUAGUUCUAAGUGGGAAGUUGAGUUUGAAUGCGGUCGUUUUGGUGUAAGUGGGAAGAAGAAGGAAAGAAAUUGCAAAAAUAUGCUGAAACAUUUGAAGCACUACUGGUCGAUUAUUUCAGUGUCAAUCUGCAGGUGGUUAAAACCUUAUGUUUACUGGGCACGUUGGAUAUGAAGUGAAAGAUCUGCUCCAGCCCUGAGAAUCCCAGUGUUAUUGUUUUACUGGUUGUGAGCAACGGCAUAAUGCCUGAGAUCAGGACUCUGGUCUCUUUCGAACCCUUGACCAUGUGGACCCCCUGACAGUAUUAGGCUGUGUCUGCCUGUGUCUCAGUCACAGCUCCCCGUUCAGCUCUCUGGGGGUCCUCCUCGUCCAUGGAUGUCUCUAUACUGGACCCCAAGCCCAGACAGACAUGAGAUCGAUCCCGUUCCAGAUCACCCCGUGCCACUUGGAAUGAAUCUUCAUGUUAUUCAUGUCAGCGAACUGGGUCCCAUAAAGCGGGUCUGUGUGAGCUGUUUCAGAACCAGAUUAAUAAGUAUGUAGAUAAGGUCGUAGCCUCUCCUGUUGCUCUUGCCACCGAAGGUCUGUCGCGCACCUCGCUCCGUCUUCCAUGAUCCUUCACUUGACAGCGUUCAUGUGCUGAGGUAGAAUAGAAUAGUGAUACUUUAUUAAUCCCUAUGGGUAAAUUCUCAUUGUGGCCCGUCUUCCUCUCUAUAGAGGCGAGAGCAACCUUCAGUGUCCCAGCAUAGGGGAAGUUACAUUGCAGAGCCAAAGGAGCUGGGGGUUAAGGGCCUUAAUCAGGAGCCCAAAGAUAUGAUUAUUCUGCCAAGGUCAGGUUCAAACCGGCAACUUUCCGAUCACAUGCAUAGAGGCUUAAUCCAUCGAGUCGCACCAUAAACAAGUUGAAGUGCGUGUUCUUUUAACCAAAUGGCAUGUGGUCAGCACCACACGUGAUAAACACUUAAAGGGUUGGUGUUUCCAUUUGUCUUUUGGCAUAAUAAUUCAUAAAAGGCAAGGAAAGUUAUUUCUAAGCUCAGUGAGUAUCCUUUGAGCUGCUUCGAUUAAGGGAUGGGGGAUAAUUUGUAUUUAGGUUCAUUAAUUUGGCAGCUGCAUUUUGCAGAGGUACUUGCGGGUCAGAGCAUUUGGAGCACAGAGAAUGUGGCACUACAGCACGCCACCAUGACAGCCUGUUCAGCGCUGCUCACACGAGUGGGAUGCGAGCGUUUAUUUAAGCUGGUUCAAAGCCAUCUUUGAAUAUUUAUAAAUGUUUUACUGUCUGUUUAUUUUAAAGCAGGCUUUAAAAUGUAGCGGGAUAUUUUGGGGUGGUUUGACUCUGCAGGUUAAGACUCCAGGCCCAUAAUGAGAAGGUGAUAGGUUCAAAUCCCAAGGCUGAUAGAGUGAUUCUUCGGUGGGCUCCUGGGCAAGGCCCUUAACCCUAUUUGCUCCAGGGACUGGCUGACCCCGCUCAGUCACUUUAAUUUAGCCUGUGCUUUUAUCCAGUGUCAUAUUUUGUUGGAAUUGGUUUUCACCAACAUUACAUCCUGUUCUGUACUCUUAAGAUAAACAAACCUGAUACUGCUUAAUAUCGACCUACAGUAAGAAAGACGGCGAAAGCAGCGAUGAAAACAAACCUACAUAUGAAGAGGGCUGCCACAGUGUAUCAUGAAUGAAUUUUUUUUUUAAUAAAAAAAUGAAGAAUCA